GCAGCUGCAAUCCGGAUUGCGGGCAGCGGUUUCGGGCAGGGGCGGGUCGUCUACCCGCCAGGACUCCCAGGCUUUCAAAGGGCAGGGCAGGGUCGGGACGAGGCGAUGGGCGCCAGGCCGCGGGGGAGAUCCAGGGAGGGAGCGGGCUGUUGAACGGGGUCGCCGUGGGAGAGCCCUGCCGCGUCCCUGGAUAGGAGUGCAGGGAAAGCUGGCAGACAUGUGCAGCCGAGGCUUUAUUGUGGAGUCCCGGCGGGGGAGCCUCGGCAGGGCGCUCCGCUGAUUCGGAGGAUGUCCUGGGCAAAAGAGGCGCUGGCCGGUUGCAUCGGGGAGUUACGAGGUUGCGAUGCCGUGGUAGAGAAAUCGCCGGGCGGGUGCAGAUAAAAUGAGGGAUUCGGGGUCUAUUUGCCUGGUGGAGGGGUAGCGCGGCCGGCUUUGGAGGCAGAGCUAGAUGGCCUCAUGUGGGAUGCUCCCCAUUUAGGCAGGGGGGCGAGGGCUUGUUUUUCUCUGCUGCAGUGGGGCUUGAGAGGGAGAGAAGGCGGGUCAAUUUCUGAUGUGCCAGAGGCCUUGGGGAAAUAGUUUUAAUUAGCUCAGAAGCAGCAGCUGUUAAUUGGGGUGCGGUGGUUUUCUCCAGAGGACGACCUAGUAAUAGAAGGAUGCAGGGCAGAGGACUGAGUCCAUCUGUGGCGGAUCCUAUUCAAGGCUUUUGUGGGUUAAAGGCUACGUGGGGCUUGUGACUCUGUGGAAGAUAAUCCUCUCCGUUUAGGUGCCUGUGAACCAUGCCAGCUUUGUCUGUGAAAAAUUAAGGCUUUUCAAAUUUGACUUUAAAAUGAGAGCACCCCGUUAUUUUUAAAUUUUGUGUGUGGUGCUGAUGUCUCAUAUAAUGCUUCAUGUUAAUUUAAAUGGAGUGGAGAUUUUGUAGUUUACUCAAUCUAUUCUCUUAAUUUUAUCUGAAUAUUAAAGAUACUAUAUUGAUUCCUAUGUAAAUAAAUAUAUUACUCAUAUGAUUGCAUUGUAUCGAUGUUUUUCCGAUGUAAGCUACCUUUGAGUAGCUGGUUAAUUCUUUGAUUGAUUGUAAGCAUAAAGUGAUUUGUUAUUGUUGAAAGUAUCCCUCUUACUCCAUUAUGUUCAAACUAGGAAACAUGAAAGACUUAAUAAUUGUUUCCCAUUAAUUAUAACAAUUUGAUUGCAGAAACUUUAUUUGCAUUCCUGAGAUAUUACUUUUCUUUUGAGAAAAUAUUGCUGUGGUGUGGAAGUGUGUGGGAAAGUAGCUGUGGAUACUCUUGGGAGAUACCAAGUUUGAAUAGUAGACUUUAGGCUGAAAGAUUUUGGGGUGGAACUACAAAAGAAGUCCUGUUCCCUUGCAGGAUCAUACAUGUGAUUAUUAAAGGUCCUACUAAACUACUGAAAUGGCAAGCAUUCAACAGGGUAACUUUCUUUCAUAAAGCAUUGUUAAAUAUUGGAGCAAAACUUAUCAGGUUUUUGUAGGAAUAACAUUCAACAAAGAGACUGGUGGGUUUUUCCACCUUCAAUGUUCCCUCAAGCCAUGUCUGCUUUUGGGGAUGCUCAUGAAUGGUAUAUGGGCGCUCUGAGUCGUCAAGAAGCAGCUGCAUGUCUCCAGGGACACCGCCAUGGGACCUUUCUGGUACGAGACAGUACUACGUGCCCUGGUGACUACGUCCUCUCCGUCAGUGAAAACUCCAAGGUGUCACACUACAUUAUAAACAGCCUCCCUGGGCGUCUACGGAUUGGGGAGCAUGAAUUUGACGGGUUUCCAGCGCUUUUAGACUUCUACCGCCUGCAUUAUCUGGACACUACUACCUUGGUAGCUCCCUUGGGACGCGUUGUAGCCCCUUCCUCUGCCCAGCCACCUCCUGCUGGCGAGUGGGUCCGUGCCCUCUAUGACUUUGUUGGCCGUGACCAGGAAGACCUUCCCUUCACCAAAGGGGAGCCUUUGCGAGUUUUAGCCAAGCCAGAAGAGCAGUGGUGGACAGCUCAACGUGCCGAUGGGCGUGUGGGUAUGAUACCCGUGCCAUAUGUCCAGCCUUGUCCAUAUGCUCAUCCCAGCAGCCAUGGCGCCCCCCGACACGCUCCCAUAAUAGCCAGAGCAGUCCAACGAAGGGUGCCUGGUGCCAGUGACAAAACAGCAUUGGCCUUUGAGGUGGGUGAUCUCAUUGCAGUCACCAAGAUGAAUGUCAAUGGUCAAUGGGAGGGAGAGCUGAAUGGGCGCCGUGGACAUUUCCCCUUCACCCACGUCAAAGUCCUAGACUCUGAAGAAACCAGCUGAAUAUCCAGUGGAGCACCUGAACUGCUGACCCUCACAGGAUCACGAUGCUCUGAAUUCCCUUUGAACUUCUUGAACUUUUUGAUGUGAAUGUUAAAUUAUGACCUCCUCAGUAGACUCUUGUGAUGAUCCAGCAGGAUACGGGCGCUGUGACCAUCUUCACCUCCUCGACUUAGGAAAGCUGCUCCUUGAUAACAUUAUUCUUAAAUGCUAUUGUAGUUGACUUGAUAUACUUUGACUUUUCUGGGCUUGUUCCUUUUUGCUUCCUAAGAACUUUUACUGCUUUGGCCUUGUGAUUUUCAAUUAUAUGCCCUUGAAUUUGCUUCAUUUGCAUCCUAUGACCUAUGAAAUAAGAAGCUCUGAGCUUUCAUGAGGAACCCUUUGCCUUCCUGUUUCCCUUGGGCCUUGCUUGCUUGGAGAGAAGUGGCCAUGCUUGGUUUUGACCAGAUAAACAGAACUGUGCCACUUCUUGUAAGAUCCCCGCUCAACUUGUUGUCUGUUCCAAAACUGCCUUGUUAAUUAAAGUUUCCUGCUGAUUAUUUCUCAGCUGCUAUGGACGUCUUCUGGGGAGGGGCUGAAGGAUGGAUCUGGGGAAAGAGUAACAGUGCUGCCAUGGUAACUAGCAUCACAACCCAGGCCUUGCAGGUUGCCAUGGGGAACUGGAUCACAGCCUAUUGCUGGAGAUAGGCUGAAGAUUGCAGCAGUAUGCACCACAGGUGUGGUUUGGGGCCUCUUGAUCUCCACUUGUUCCAUCAAGCCUCCCUUUCCAUGUGUAGGAACAGCUCCUCUGGCUCACUGGUGCAGUAUUUUUCCUUACUAAAUUAUAAGCAAAUAUACUGGUGCUUGUGACCUCUGCUUAGCUCUUUUCUCCCCAUGUAAUCUCAGCUUCCCUAUACUGAUUCAUUUUGUGACAAUAUACAUGUGCAGUAUAUUCAAAAUACAGUGUCCUAGAAGAAA
Molecule: messenger RNA, 3238 nt
Organism: Crotalus tigris (Tiger rattlesnake)
Lineage: Eukaryota; Metazoa; Chordata; Lepidosauria; Squamata; Viperidae
Product: crk-like protein
Exons: 3
Coding region: 1529-2284 (251 amino acids)
Biological process (GO): positive regulation of ERK1 and ERK2 cascade
Molecular function (GO): protein binding
Source: RefSeq, a predicted model, not a curated record